Volvox carteri f. nagariensis is the source of this 3474-nucleotide messenger RNA. RefSeq lists its product as uncharacterized. The coding region runs from base 1 to 3474 and encodes 1157 amino acids. The record is from RefSeq and is a predicted model, not a curated record. Lineage: Eukaryota; Viridiplantae; Chlorophyta; Chlorophyceae; Chlamydomonadales; Volvocaceae. The transcript is spliced from 9 exons.
AUGUGCUACGUAGCGUAUGGCUCAGGCACUUGGACGGAAAAGAUCAUCAGCGAAAUCAAGGCUGUACGGUUGCUCGUCCCUAGACGACCGACGGAUGCAGAAGUGCGCCGCAUCACAGCUGCGGUUACAAACGAUUGGAGGCUAGAUCAGGCAGCGCAGAUUCUGGGCCAGGCCAGUGUGCUGGUGGGAGCGCACGGAUCGGGACUGGCUAACAUGAUUUGGAUGUCGCCGGGGAGGGGCGGAGUGCUGGAGGUGAAGGGGGGAGACAGGGAACGGGGGGGAAGGGGGGAAGUCACGCUGCACCACAACUCGGCCGGCAACGACCACUACCACAACCUGGCUCAUCUGUUGGGUCACAAGUACCUCAAUGUGGACAGCGACGGCGACCGCGUGGAUCUGGGGGCGGUGGCGGAGGGGCUGAGGAAGCUGCUAGACGCGCAGGGGGCCGCGGCCCCUACAGACCUCCGCACCAGCUUCAUGGUGCAGUACAAAAGCAGCACGGGCCAUCUCCAUUUGGCAUCCCCCGACCGGAACGAGAUCCUUCUGGCCUUGCUCCCCAAAGUCGCUGUCAGCGCUUCAACAGCGCCGACGGCCGACUCUGCGGCGGCUUCACCCGCCGCUGCCGCCACCGCCGCCACCACCGCAGCAGCAACUCCGGCUUGGACCAAUUCGGAAGGGACGACAGUCGCCGCGCUGACGGCCCCCACCAUGACGGCACCGCUCCGACCUGAGAUCCUGGCGGAGGACGCGUGGCCCACGGCCUUCGCCGCCGCCAAGGGCGCCCGCCGCGGCCGUUGCAAGUUACAGCUACAGCUUAACACUGAGCUUCACGUGACACGUCACACAGCUCGUCUGGAGGGACUUCGGCCGCUCAUGACCAGAUGGGGCGUCCGUAACAAAGAAAUGCUGACGCUGACGUUGCGGUACGACGGCCGGCUGCUCCUGUCCCGUCAGAGGCCGCCAGGCGCCGCAGAAGCUCCCGCGACGAUGGUGGCUGUAGCGGCGAAAGCGGCAGCAGUGGGCAGUGGCGUACCGCUACAGCCGGAGCCGGCCGCGGCGCCGCCGCCGGUGUGCCUCUGCCGGCGUCGCGGCUCCUUGCUACAGCUACCCAAUGAGGCAGUAGCAUGGCAUUUUGCUGACCUGGCGGCGGCGGUUGCAGCGAAGGGGCCGCAGCCGGUGGAGGGUCUGUGGGCGGCUGUGGCAGGGACGCCGCCGCCGCCGCAGCCAGGUGCUCAAGGACAUGAUGAAGACCCACGGGUCGCGCUGCCGCAGUCCGGCAGUCUGGUUGAACUGCGCGGUGUGUCCUUGUGCGCACCUAAAUUGGGUAGAUGCAGAAUAUUCGCUCUGCAGGGUCUGCGGACGGUAAUGGGGAGUUGGGGCUUGGCGGAUGGCGCCAUGGUGCAGCUACAACCGUGUACGACAGGAAACAGCAGUAGCCAUACCAGCAGUAGUAGCGGCGUGCAAAAGCUGGUUUUGGCACCGCUGCGCUCAAUGCAGGUUCAGGCUACAGCCGAUCCGCCUGGGCCUAUCCGAAACCCAGCAGUAGCGGGGCCGAGCCGCGCCGCCGCCGUCGCCGUCGCCGUCGGAUCCGUCGGAUCUGUAGGGGCAAGUAAGGGAAGCGCUUCAGCUGACGGAAACGCCGCCGCGGCUGUAGCUUCUGCAGGCGGCGCCGCCGGGACCUUACAGGACACGCCUUGUGACGCAGUUGCUGUAGCAGACGGUGGCGGCGUCAGGGUCGCUGUGGCAGGUCGCCGCGCCGCCGCUGACGCUGGCGGCAAUGGCGGCGGCAGCGGUGGUGGUAGUACGGCUUUCGCGACGACGGCGACGGCGCCCUUGGCACUGCCGCAGGCUACUACAGCGCCGUCGCAGAUGGCUGUAGCAGCACCCAACCCGUCGUCGCUGUCGACUUCAAUGCUACAGCCACGGCAUUUGCAAACAGCCACGUUGCCAACAGUACAGUACCAACAGCCACAACUGCAGCUACAACCGCUGCCGCUGCUAACAGCAACAAAAGGGGUCGUGGAGGAGGGGGAGGAGGUGGACGAGGCGGAAGAGACUGAGAAUGCGAUGCAGGUUGAGGAGGUGCAGCCGCAGCCACCGCCGUCGGAGUCCGAGUCGGGCCUUGUGCCUGCGGGGACAGGCCAACAUCUCCAUUGGGGCCAUAUGCCAUGCGAUGAGCUGGCAAUGGCGGGUCCGCUGGCGUCGACGGAUGAAUCCCCGCUGCCGCUGCUACGGGACCCCGGAUUGGAUAUCCAUUAUGAGGAUCCCUGUACGGCACAUGUACGGCACUUCCUGGCGGCGGCAACGGAGGUAAGCCCGGCCUCCCCAGACUCCAUGAUUCUGACGCCGCGGGUUGGCGGAAGCUGCUGCUCGACGGAACAGCUGCCGUGGGCUGUAGCUGAAAUGGCGGCAGCGGACGCGCGCUUGCUCUUGAUGGUGCGUGAGGCCAAGGGGGACGAGGGGGGUGAGGAGGUGGAGGCGGUCAACGGUCAGCAGGAGGAGGUCAUAGGGCCCUUAUCGGAGAUCGCGGCGAUCCUCCUAGCGGAAGGUAUUUCACCGGUAGUGCUGCAGCAAAUGCUGCCGCCAGGCCAGCCCGCGUCGCCGCCGCCGCCGCCGCUGCCGCCGCCGCUAUCACCACGGCAGCUGCAGGAGGGAGUUUCAUUCCCCACGGUUCCCCAAGUACCAGAGGAGGCGCGGCAGUGGCAGCCGCCGCUACCACUGCUGCCGUACGCCGCGGCAGCGGAUGGUGCUGUACAGCCGGCGGCGGCAAUCCCGGCGUACGACGGUCAAUGGGUUGCGCUACCAGGCUGUGCACCGCCGCCACCACGGCGGCCGGGGGGAAGCGCCGGCAGCGGCCGGGCCGCCGCCAAGCGGGGACCAUCAUCGGCGACUGCGGGUUCCAUGUACGACAAUGACUGGGCUCCCGCCAGCUCAGGCAGGUGUACGGCGUCUGCUGUCGCUACGGAUGUCACACAUCGCCGCCCCUCGAGCAAGCGUCGUCGUAAAAAUGACGGUACGUUCAAACCGUCCAAACCGGCGCUGGCGAAUGUGCAGCAUAUACCGGCCGUACAGCCCGCGUCGUCGUCGCCGACGCUCGUACAACCCCUACCGUCGGCAUGCAGCCUCCACCGCGCCGUACAGCCUCCGCCUCCGCCGGCGUCGAGGGCUCGUUUCUCCGUGCUUGGCCGUGACCUCCCGAAUGAGUACAGCCGAAGUGGUGCAGCCCUCGACUCCUCGCUGGCCAGCAGCAGCUCCACAGAGUCCCAGUACCCGCUAUACACCGCCCAGUCCAGCGGUGUGCGCCCGGAACCGUCGGCAGGCAGAGGGGCCGAGGUGAUGACCACCGCACCCUUUUCCAGCAGGACCUCAAGGAAGCCUGCCCCAAUACUUCCGUGGUUCACCGCCCUUCCAGCAGAGCCAGCAAAACGAAACAGCAGUAUUAAGAAAGGCAACCGCAGUGUUCAGUACCAGUAG